This is a messenger RNA of Brienomyrus brachyistius, 2945 nucleotides long. Its product is annotated as nucleosome assembly protein 1-like 1. Gene Ontology annotation, cellular component: chromatin; nucleus. Gene Ontology annotation, molecular function: histone binding; chromatin binding. Gene Ontology annotation, biological process: nucleosome assembly. NCBI's taxonomy places the organism in Eukaryota, Metazoa, Chordata, Actinopteri, Osteoglossiformes, Mormyridae. The record is from RefSeq and is a predicted model, not a curated record. The transcript is spliced from 15 exons. The coding region runs from base 201 to 1400 and encodes 399 amino acids.
GGAUGCAUAUGUGAGCGCCGGCGGCGGCGGGCUGCCUUUCCUUCCUUACCGCCAUCAGUGCGAAGCUGCUCGUUGAGAGUCGCGUCUGUACGCGAAGAAGCGACUGAGAACAAGAGGUUAGUGGCGGAGAGAGGGAGAAAGCGGACGUUAAAAGGUGCACGGCUGUGUUUGGCUCAGGGAUUUUCUGGGAUCAUACCAAGAUGGCAGACAUUGACAAUAAAGACCAGGCUGAACUGGACCCUGCGGACAUGGAGGAUGUAGAGGAGGUUGAGGACGAGGAAACUGGGGAGGAUGGCAACAGCAAAGCCCGCCAGCUCACGGUCCAGAUGAUGCAGAACCCGCAGGUCCUGGCGGCUCUUCAGGAGCGACUCGAUGGCCUCGUGGGCUCACCGUCGGGGUACAUCGAGAGUCUACCCAAGGUGGUAAAGAGACGCGUCAACGCUUUGAAGAACCUCCAGGUGAAGUGCACCCAGAUCGAAGCUAAGUUCUAUGAAGAAGUACACGAACUAGAAAGGAAGUACGCUGCCCUUUAUCAGCCGCUCUUUGACAAGCGAAGCGAGAUUGUCAAUGCGAUGUAUGAGCCUACCGAUGAAGAGUGCGAAUGGAAGGGGGAUGAGGAAGAGCAGCUGACAGUAAGUAAGCAGGAAGAAAUGAAGGAGAAGGCCAAAGUGGAGGAAGAGAAAAAAGACGAGGAGAAGGAAGACCCCAAAGGCGUUCCGGAGUUCUGGCUGACCGUCUUCAAGAAUGUCGACCUGCUCAGUGACAUGCUGCAGGAACAUGAUGAGCCCAUUCUCAAGCACUUAGAGGACAUCAAAGUGAAGUUCUCAGACCCUGGCCAACCAAUGAGCUUCACUUUAGAGUUUUACUUUUCGGCCAACGAAUUCUUCACAAACCGAGUGUUAACGAAAACUUACAAGAUGCAGUCGGAGCCGGACGAGGGAGAUCCUUUCUCCUUUGAUGGACCGGAGAUUAUGGGGUGUACAGGCUGCCAAAUCGACUGGACGAAAGGAAAGAACGUCACAUUGAAGACCAUCAAGAAGAAGCAGAAACAUAAGGGUCGCGGGACAGUGAGGACGGUCACCAAGACUGUCCCAAACGAUUCCUUUUUCAACUUCUUUUCCCCACCAGAAGUUCCAGAGAAGGGGGAGUUGGAUGAGGACUCGGAGGCCAUCCUCGCGGCCGACUUUGAGAUCGGACACUUCCUCCGUGAGCGCAUCAUUCCGAGAGCCAUCCUGUACUUCACAGGCGAAGCCAUCGAGGACGACGAUGACGACGAUUAUGAUGAAGAAGGCGAGGAGGCUGAUGAGGAGGAGGGUGCUGAGGAGGCAGACGAGGAGAACGAUCCAGACUAUGAUCCCAAGAAGGACCCCAACCCACCAGCCGAAUGUAAACAGCAGUGAACGUCGUGGCUUUGAGGAUCGUCUGCACUGUAAUGGCUUCUCACACAAGUUAAAUAUCGCCUUAUAAUGUUUUGUAUUCUUGGUAGAAAUUAAAGGAAUUAAAUUUUUUUUGUUACAAAACUCAUGGGGGGCGAGUUCCAAGCAGUGGCUCAUUCUGCAUAGUAUUUUACUAGACUGUCUGUACAAAUAGAAUGGCGUAAAUCCCUCUUUAAAAGGCAUGAAUGUCCAUUGCUAAAUAUUUGGAUUCUUGUGAAGUCUCGUUGUAUCUCUUGGACAGCAGCUGUAGGGAAGUACGAAGUGGUAAGGGGCAGGUGCGGGGGGUGGGGGUGAUGUGUUGUGACCUGUUCCUUGCCCCAAAUAACCAACCAAAGCAAUAUACACCCUGGAAGGUUGUGAGCGUCUCUGCACGUAUUCGUGCCCUUGUCGGUUUGAUAUGUGUAGUUUUUGUGACACCCAAAAUUUUCACCCUGUACCUUGUGAGAUGGCGGCUUCUCGGUGAGCCCCUUUCGGCUCCAUCCCGCCAUGUAACGCGGAAUUAGAGAAACCCCCGUCGUACCAUUCUGGGGCAUCCGUGGUGUUGGUGGCCUGCCGUUUUCUCCUUCCAUUCAUACAUUCCAGUAUGCAGAUGGCAAAAAAACACCUGGAUUACUUCUGAUCCCUUUUUGCUUUCUUUAGUAAAUUUCAAAUGGAAAGAGAUGGAGACAGUCAACAGACAUGAUCAAGUUGCGUUCCGUUUUAUCUGAAGGUUGUGUGUCAUGGUAUUAUGUAAGUUUUGUCUUGGUGUCUGCCAUAGUUAACUAGGCACUCUUCUCCGUAGCACUUGGUACACCGUGUGUCAUUUGUGUCCUCUGUGAAGCACUUCUAACAGAGGAGAUGUGAACCCUCCUUUAACUGUCAGCUGACGUCCUGCCACGUAGAACUCCUUGUCUACAGCAUAACUCAAGUGCUUAAAGCCUGGUAGAUCAGGUCCCCACCCCCCACGACUUGCCCAAAAAGAGUCGUGUACAGGACACUUGUAUGUCUCAGGCUAAGAGAAUGUUUAAAUAACAAACCAAAUGUUACCCAGUGACAGUGUUGGCUGUGUUUAGGCAUUUAUUAUCUUUUUUUUUUUUUUACAUUUUGGCAGAGUUGGGUGGAUCUGGUUGCGGCUGUUUUUUGUUCAUUUCCUUUUCCAGUCUCCCUCUGUGGGCAGGUAGAAGCCUCCACCCCCUUCCAGCUUGAUUGGAUCUCAAAGGCAGGCUGAAGGAAAUCUGGUCUUGUGGGAUUUUGUAGUUACCUGACUUUGGGGUGAACCGCCGUUCCCCGGUUUAAAAUCUGUCACCUGCUCCAUCCACGUGCAGAGCCAUUGGUCAUGGUGAUUAAACUGCCGUUCUGCAGGAUUUCCCCAAUGCUGCGUAAGCUCAGUGGCAGACUGUCAUUUGGUGUUAUGGAUCCUACUUGGAUCCUUCUGAACAGCUGUUGUAAAAGCAAAACGCUAUGCUAUAAAAUUCAAAUGUACUCUUAACUACGUGUAUUAUGUAUUCCUGAAUAAAUUGAUUAAGCCUG